AUGCCUUUUACUCUAUCUGACGAUGGUCGAUUCGCCGCUACAGCGGGAGAGAAAGAGUUAAAAAUCCAUUCACUUAAAGGGGAUGGGGAUAUCCGGCCAAUCUCCCUGCAAGACUUGACAGGGCCUGUUAAACACCUACAAUGGGCUACUGGAGAAUCCAGAGAGCAAUCCUUGCCUGGACAAAGGGAUGAAAAUACUACCAUACAGCGCGUGUUGUGCGCCGGCGGGAAUAAAAUUUUUGUUCAUGACGCCAACGAGGAGACAUGGUCAGCCAAAAUAGAUGCCGGGGAGAUUACAGGGCUGGCCCAUGUGAGCUUCUCUCAAUCAGGCGAUGAGAUCAUUGUUAUACCUGAAUUCAACACCCAUUUGACGAUAUUCUCUCUCACAUCAGGCCAUCAGCGAGUUAUCAAAUGCCCAAAGUUUGCGGGGCAUUCAACCUACGCAUUUCGCCCAAGCUCUGGACAUCUCGCGGUGUUGACUAAAGGGAAUACAGGAGAUAUUCUAUCAUUACAUGAAGUUGGAUCCCAUGAAGUUAUUACAGCUGUCAAUCUCCCUACUACGGACGCAAGGGGCCUGAAAUGGAGCCCUGAUGGUAAUUGGAUAGCAGUGUGGGAUACCGCAAGCCAAGGCACUAUGGUAGUAAUUUACACAGCCGAUGGUCAGCGAUUUAGGAGUUAUGAAGGAUCUAGCACCGGUGACGAUGACCAUGACUUUGGUGUCAGAACUGUUGAAUGGAGUCCAGAUUCUCAGCUUUUGGCCAUUGGCAAACAUGAUGGCACUGUUGAGCUGAUAAGUGGGACAGCGGUAUGUCUUUCCAUUCUAUGGCGCAAUAAAAUAAACAAUAAUGCUUACUUUGGUGGAAAUCAACAGUUCGUGCUUAUAGCUGUAUUAGGAGAUCCAACCACAGAGCCUAUUGGGCGUGAUGUGUAUGUUGAACAGGAGUCGACGAUACCAGAUAUCACGGAUUACAUGUUGGCUCCAGAAUCACCUGUGUUUCCAUAUACCUACAACCUAUCGGCAGAAGACCGCAUCGUCUCCAACAUAUCAUUUAACCCCACAAGCAGUGCAGCUGUGACUAUUGACGAAAGUAUGCCCAACAUAGCUUGGAUGUGGUCUGUUGAGGGCAGCAAGCCAACUCUGUCAGGAGCUCUUGUCCACAGCGCCAACAUCAAGCAAUUAUGUUGGAACAGUGAGAUCCCGGAUCUCCUAAUGACUAUGAGCGGGGACGAUACCACGAUAGCAGUCCACCAGUGGCUCUGUGGCCGAAGUCCUCGCGGUGCGAUAAUCCGCAGUCUGCGAGGGCGAGCUGAAGUUGGCUGGAUCAAGACAGACAAGGAGAUGGGCGGCCUCUUCUGGGUGGGAGGGCAGCGAGGAUACGAGAUGGGAUAUCUCACUGGCACCGGUUCGUCGACUCAGCUGCACAAAGUGGCCGCCAUCGAUGAUGCCGCAGAGCUUCUGCCUCCCCUGAGCGACGUUGACUUUCCUCUCACAAAGACCGAAAAAUAA
Messenger RNA from Trichophyton benhamiae CBS 112371, 1506 nucleotides. RefSeq names its product WD40 domain protein. The transcript has a single exon. The record is from RefSeq and is a predicted model, not a curated record. Gene Ontology annotation, molecular function: protein binding. The coding region runs from base 1 to 1506 and encodes 501 amino acids. Gene Ontology annotation, cellular component: microtubule organizing center; mitotic spindle; MWP complex. Lineage: Eukaryota; Fungi; Ascomycota; Eurotiomycetes; Onygenales; Arthrodermataceae. Gene Ontology annotation, biological process: mitotic sister chromatid segregation; protein localization to mitotic spindle pole body; microtubule anchoring at mitotic spindle pole body.